Messenger RNA from Hemibagrus wyckioides, 2616 nucleotides. Its product is annotated as guanylate-binding protein 1-like. The transcript has 12 exons. The coding region runs from base 252 to 2132 and encodes 626 amino acids. The record is from RefSeq and is a predicted model, not a curated record. Gene Ontology annotation, molecular function: GTPase activity; GTP binding. NCBI's taxonomy places the organism in Eukaryota, Metazoa, Chordata, Actinopteri, Siluriformes, Bagridae.
AGAAAUAUAAUGACUUUCACGAACUAACCCACGUGAUCCCGCUCGGACCUGAUCAUAGCCUAUAAAUCUUGGUGCCUGCAGUUCGACAUCAGUUUGGUUUGCAUCUCUUUAGCAAUUGAAGAUUGACCUGUAAGAAGUGCAUUUGUGAGGUCAGGCACUGAUGUUGGAUGAGAAGGCCUGGCUUGCAGUCUCUACUCUAAUUUAUCUCAGAGGUGUUCUAUCAGGUUGAGACUGCAGAGGCGGAGAUCAUCAUGUGCAUCCCAAUGCCUGGGCCUAUUUGUUUGGUGGAAAAUGUCAAUGGUUCACUGCAUGUAAGUGAUGCAGCCAUAGAGUAUCUGUCCAGGAAUAACCAGCCUGUGGUGGUGGUGUCUGUGGUAGGACUCUAUCGCACAGGAAAGUCUUACCUCAUGAAUCGACUGGCAGGAAAACAAACUGGCUUUGCUCUGGGCAGCACCAUUGAGUCCAAAACUAAAGGUAUUUGGAUGUGGUGUGUGCCACAUCCCAGUAGAACAGGACAUACUCUGGUGCUGCUGGACACUGAGGGACUUGGGGAUGUUGACAAGGGAGACUCUAAAAAUGAUGCCUGGAUCUUCUGUCUGGCUGUUCUUCUGAGCAGCACUCUGGUCUACAACAGCCGUGGAACCAUCGACAACACAGCAGUGGAAAAACUACACUAUGUCACUGAGCUUGCAGAGCAGAUUAAGAUCAAAUCACCUGCAUCCAAAGCAGCUGAGGCUGAGGAGGAGGAGGAGGAAGACACUCAGUUUGUGCAGUUUUUUCCUAACUUUAUCUGGACUGUGCGUGAUUUUUCAUUACAGCUGGUGCUUGAGAAUAAGGGUCAAGUGACCGAGGAUGAGUACCUGGAUUUUGCCCUGCAGCUGAAGAAAGGUUUUAGUAAGAAGGACACCAACUAUAACCUUCCAAGGCAGUGUAUCCGGAAAUAUUUUCCAACCCGCAAGUGCUUUGUUUUCCCGUUUCCUGCCUCCCAGGAGAAAAUGGUUAUGAUUGAGAGCCUGGAUGAGAGUGAAAUUUUCCCCAAAUUUCUGGAUGUUACACAGCAUUUCUGUGACUAUGUCUUUGCUAAAAGCAGAGCAAAAACAGUUAAAGGAGGAUAUAAAGUCACAGGGAGGAUGUUUGGUCACCUAGUGCAGACGUAUGUGCAGACGAUCUCUAGUGGAAAAGUCCCUUGUCUGGAGAAUGCUGUGGUUGCUAUGGCAAUGAUUGAAAAUGAGGCAGCUGUGCAGGAGGGGUUUAAGCUAUAUGAGAGUGAGAUGGAACAGGUGAAGAGAACAUUUCCUGCCAGUUUUAAUGAAAUUUCUGCUGAACACCAGAGGAUCAGCAACAUGGCCUGCAGUGAGUUUAUGAAACGUUCCUUUAAAGAUGAAAAAGGGGAAUACUUCAAGAAACUGAUGGAGGAAAUAGAUAAGCACUAUGCUGAGCUAACUGUUCAGAACAUGGAGGCAUCAGAAGAGAAGUGCCACCAAAUUCUGACUGAUCUGUAUGAGGAGGUGAAUGUGUGUGUACGGCAGGGGGAGUAUGCAAAGCCUGGAGGAUAUGAGCUCUAUUGCAGACAUAGAGACAAGAUCAUUGUUGAGUACCACAGCAAGCCCAACAAGGGAAACCAGGCUGAGGCUUUGUUGGAGAGCUUUCUGAAGGGGAAAAGUGCAGAGGCAAAUUUAAUUCUCCAGACUGGUGAACAACUGACUGAAAGUGAGAAACAGAUUCGAAAGGAAAAAGAACAAGCAGCUCUCUUAGAGCAGCAGUUUAAUGUAGAAAAGGAAAAACAGAUGGAGAUGGAGAAACUAACACAGGAGGAAAAAGUGAACCAUCAGCAACGGGUACAGCAGAUGGAGAAGAAGUUUGAGGAGGAGAAGAAUCAGCAACAGGAGGAGAUGAGAAGAGCAGUGGAGUGCAAACUAGCUGAACAGAAAGAACUCAUACAGAAAGGGUUUGAUGAGAAAGCCCGGCUGCUGGGCCAGGAGAUUGAACAACUUAAAAAAGAAAAGGAAAAGGAAAAAGAAUCUGGUGGCGUUUUUAAGGAUUAUGUCAUGCCACUUGUUGACACUGCCAAAGAUGUGUUUUCCACAUUUCUUCAGUAUAAACUCAUGAGUAAACUCAAAAUACCAUUUUAAUGCCAGAGAAAAAAGUGUUUAAAUGAGUGAAAUAUUAUUUGAUAUAUAUUAAAAACCAGCUUAAGAAACCUGAUAACUCCUAAGUUUUUGUGUGAAGUAAUAUAUUUCAGUGUGGAACUUGUAAAGGUGAAAUCCAGUGUAACUGCAAUGUGACAUUCACUUCUGACAUAAAAUCAGCAUGUACUUCAGAUUAUACCUGCAGAUUGUUUUUCACUGAAGAAUCUAAGCAAUGUAAGUACUGAAAUUAAGCUUUUGCAUAUUGUCCAUAAGUCAUAAAUGAAAAGCAGUGAUAUUUGUGCAUUGCAUCUUGUGUUAUUUCAAUGCUUUUCUAUCAUAACUGUACUUAACUAUAAAUCUCAAUGUCAUGUGGUGCACUGUUAAAACUGAUAUUGAACUUUAAAUGAUUAUUAUACCACAAGGCUGUUGAAAGCUUGAUUCUAAUUAAAUAGACUGUGUUGAUAUUGUUGAAUAAUAAUAAAAUAUG